AUGACUUCUCCAAUGAUUCAAAAAGAUAUUGUGAGUGCAUGUAAGAUAGAGACCGUUAAAGCUAUUCUUGACGAAUUAAAUGGUGACUACUUUGCUUUACUAGUUGAUGAAUCCUUUGAUGUGUCACGCAAGGAGCAAAUGGCUAUCGUAUUUCGUUAUAUUGAUAGAAUGGGAUUUGUAAUGGAGCGACUUAUUGACAUUGUUCAUGUUGAAGAUACUAGUGCUUCAUCUUUAAAGGAGGCAAUUUUUAAUUUACUUGCUCAACAUUCUUUGAGUCCAUCAAGUGUGCGUGGACAAUGUUACGAUGGGGCAAGUAAUAUGCAAGGUGAGAUCAAUGGCCUUAAAAUGUUGAUUAGACGAGAAAGUAAAUCGGCUCAUUCAAUCCAUUGCUUUGCUCAUCAACUUCAACUAACUCUUGUUGGGGUCUCUAAAAAAUGUGUUGAAGUGGGAAAACUUGUAGUAUUGAUCUCAAAUAUUUUUAAUGUAUUGGGAUCUUCUUUUAAGCGUAUGGAUAAUUUACGAGAUUCUCAAAAAUCAACAAUUCAAGUGGCAUUAGAUAUGGGUGAACUUACAACCGAUAGGGGCUUGAAUCAACAACUUGGUCUUUCAAGAGCUUGUGAUACUCGUUGGGGAUCUCAUUAUAAAUCCUUUAACAAUUUUAUUAUUAUGUUUGGCUCUAUUCUUGAGGUUCUUGAAUCACUUGCUCUUGAUGCAAGGAGUAUGGAUGAAAGAGCCAAGGCAAUGGGACAUCUUGAAGCUUGUCAAACAUUUGAGAUUGCGUUUAUGUUGCAUUUGAUGAGAGAUGUCUUAGCAAUCACAAAUGAGCUUAAUAAAUGCUUACAAAAAAAAGAGCAAGAUAUUGCAAAUGCCAUGCUACUUGUUGAAGUAGCAAAGAGAAGGUUCUCUUUAAGAUCACGGCGGAAACUUGCUAACUAUACAAUCUUACAUCAUUAUCGUGUUGAAGUGUUUUGCAAUAUCAUUGAUUGGCAACUUCAAGAACUUAAUGAUCGUUUUGAUGAGGUGACUACCGAUUUGCUCCAUGGAAUUGCUUGCUUGAAUCCAAUUAACUCAUUUUCAAGUUUUGACAUAAGAAAAGUAAUGAGAAUGGCUGAAUUAUAUCCAGAUGACUUUGAUGAAUCCAAUAUGAGUAUUCUUGAGAAUCAACUUGCAAGUUACAUUGUUGAUGUUCGUGAUGUUGAUGAAAGGUUCUCCGAUCUAAAUGGGCUUUGUGAUCUUUCCAAAAGAUUAGUUCAGACAAAGAAACAUUCAAAUUAUCCUCUUGUAUUUCGCUUAGUGAAACUUGCUCUACUUUUACCAGUUGCCACUGCCUCCGUUGAAAGAGCUUUUUCGGCAAUGAAGUUUAUCAAGAAUGACUUGCGGAGUCAAAUGAGUGAUGAUUUUUUUAGUGGUUGUUUGGUGCCUUAUUUAGAAAAAGAUGUAUUUGAUAAGAUUUCUAAUGAUGUUAUUAUUAAGACAUUUCAAGAUAUGAAACCUCGUAGAAUACAAUUGUAA
Solanum verrucosum is the source of this 1512-nucleotide messenger RNA. RefSeq lists its product as uncharacterized. Gene Ontology annotation, molecular function: protein dimerization activity. The record is from RefSeq and is a predicted model, not a curated record. Bases 1 to 1512 code for a protein of 503 amino acids. Lineage: Eukaryota; Viridiplantae; Streptophyta; Magnoliopsida; Solanales; Solanaceae. The transcript has 2 exons.